Magnusiomyces paraingens is the source of this 1023-nucleotide messenger RNA. RefSeq lists its product as uncharacterized. Lineage: Eukaryota; Fungi; Ascomycota; Dipodascomycetes; Dipodascales; Dipodascaceae. The transcript has a single exon. The coding region runs from base 1 to 1023 and encodes 340 amino acids. The record is from RefSeq and is a predicted model, not a curated record.
AUGGUCAAUAUUAAUUUGUCCCAAAUUUACCUUUUAGCUGUUUUAUUCUCUUUAGUAACUGCUUCUGCAGAAACAACAACACCCUACCAAGAUAAAAGUGUAAACACUCUGGUGGAAGGAAGUUCAGUUAAAACUUUGGAUACUAGCACAUUACCACUUUCUAGCAGUUUUAAUUUGCGAUCCGUCAGUCCAACAAUCACUCAAAAAACUUCUAUUGAUACACUUGGUGCCUCUACAGCCUCUCAUUCCAAUUUAAAUGUUCCGUCUAAAACAUCAAAAAGUACUUCAGUAGUUUCUUCUAGCGUAAAGAAAACAGAACAGUCUCCUAGUCGUGUGACGACAACUGAAACAGAAGAAAUAUUUUCUAUAUUGCCAAUAGGAACCCCAAUAGUAGAUUUAAAAGGAGAUUACUCUGAAUCAGAUAUGAGAUUAUCAAUUAAAUCUACAAAACACUCAGUUCAAAAUUUAUUAUAUUCUUUCCCACUUUCUUCAGAAACUGAAACUAUACCUUCUGGUUCUCAAGCCAUGUCUAGUGCUCAAUUUAAUCAAUUUGAAAGUCCAAUUACCACGAAAAGAUUUUAUUCAAUUUUACCUAUAGAUACCGCCGCUUUAGAGGUUGCAGAAUUUGAUGGUAUAGAGACCAACAAUCCCAAAGCUUACAACAACCGUGUCUAUCAAAGACAAUUGAACGAAGCCACUAAUUUGGAAGAACCCGAAACAAUUUCCGAAGGGCCCUUGUCAAGCAGUGAAAUUGAGAUAGAAAGUGACUCAGUACCAAUUUAUCAAUCAGACCCUAUUGCAUCCCCAACAGGUGUUACUGAAGCCAUUUUCCCUGAAUCUAGCUCUAUUUUAUCAACACCAUUGUCUGAUGGGGAAAUUUCUGAUUCUCUUCCUUCUCCUGUAAAUUCCAAUUUGACUUCUCAAGGGCUACCUACAGUUGCAAUUGCAACGGGAGGGGUAUCACAAAAGUCUAGUACAUUUUUUGCUGGGAUUGUUGCUUUAAUAAGUAUUUUAUUGUUAUGA